Cyphellophora europaea CBS 101466 is the source of this 876-nucleotide messenger RNA. RefSeq lists its product as uncharacterized. The transcript has a single exon. Gene Ontology annotation, biological process: site-specific DNA replication termination at RTS1 barrier; mitotic DNA replication termination. The record is from RefSeq and is a predicted model, not a curated record. NCBI's taxonomy places the organism in Eukaryota, Fungi, Ascomycota, Eurotiomycetes, Chaetothyriales, Cyphellophoraceae. Gene Ontology annotation, cellular component: nucleus. Bases 1 to 876 code for a protein of 291 amino acids.
AUGGGCAACGAUGGCGGCUCGAUUCCUACGCGCCGCGAGCUUGUCAAAGAAGCCGCGAAGAACCCGUCUGCAACCGACUUGAAGGAGAAGCAACGCGAGCACCUGGCGCACCGCUGGUCACAAUGUCCUGUUUCGCACAAAGCGCUCACGAAACCGAUUGUCUCCGACUACUCGGGCGAUCUGUACAACAAGGAUGCGAUCAUUCAGUAUCUCCUGCCCGUGGAAGUGUCGGGCAUCGAUAAGAAAGAGUACGAUGCGUUCAUACAAGGGCGGAUCAAGGGCUUGAAAGACGUCGUCGAGGUGCAGUUUGAGGUCGAGAAGGAUGAUACGCUGAAGACGGAGAAGAGGGUUUGCCCCAUCACGGGCAAGGAAUUGGGUGUUGGUGUCAAAGCGGUGUACUUGGUACCGUGCGGCCACGCGUUCAGUCAAGAGGCCGUCCGCCAGAUUGGGACUGGCGAGUGCUCCGUGUGUAAUGCAAAGUACGAGGAGAGAGAUGUGGUACCUAUCUUGCCCAGCACCGACAUCGACAAAGAGUUCGUCAUGAACCGAAUGAACACACUUCGCGAACUAGGCCUUACACACUCUCUCAAGAAGGACAAGAGCAGCAAGAAGCGGAAAGCAACUGGCGAUGACAACGGAAAGAAAGAGAAGACUAACGGAGAAAACGCUGAGAAGUCCGGCACGUCGAAGAACGAAUCUUCAAAUGGUAUCAAGAACUCCGCCACGGCAAGCCUGACGAAGCGCGUGCUCGAGGAGGAAAAUGCCAAAAAGAAGCGCAAGCUCGAGAAUGAGAACAUCAGCUCGCUGUACUCGAAGAAGAAUGGCGAGAAGCUGAGAGACAAUGAGUUCAUGACGCGAGGGUUUUCUGUGCGGUGA